Nezara viridula (southern green stink bug) is the source of this 5183-nucleotide messenger RNA. The record is from the annotation of a GenBank genome assembly. NCBI's taxonomy places the organism in Eukaryota, Metazoa, Arthropoda, Insecta, Hemiptera, Pentatomidae.
UCACUGUUUAGUUGUUUUGUAGUCCUCGUAUUUGGAUGCCAUUUACGUUCAGGUCAGUGUUUAAUGCAAAGAGCUAGUCAUUUACCUACUACAAUCGAAAAUGGAACCAACGACUACUGAAAUUCAGGAAUUAAGGACGAAGUUCACACAGAAGGUAUCAGAAGAGAAUAAAGACUUCCACCCUAAAGACAUUGCUAGAGUUAACAAUGAUGACAAAUGGCUAAAACGGUUUCUGCUUCACAAUGACUUAGACAUAAAAGAAGCAUUAAUUAUGCUUCUAGAAACUUGUGAAUGGAGGAAAAACUGUAAAGUUAAUGGUAGUUGUUUUAUGUAGUUCUAACGACUUUGCUCAGUAUCUAACUUAAAGUUUGUUGUUAAUUAUUCCUAUGGUUUUAAACAUACUUCUAUCGAUCAGGUAGCCUUAAUAUACAUGAUUUGCUUGUAUUAGCAUCCACUAUGAUAUUUUAUAAAGAUUAACUGAAUUUUGUAAGUGUUUGGAUAUUUAUAUUAUAUCUAUUUGAAGAAUAAAUUUAAGUAAUUACGAUGUUAACCCAAGAAAUUGAUAGUUAUUGAUUUAGUGUCUUUGCCACUUAUCUUUUCAAUGCCAACUUUCUGGAGAUUCAUUGGUUUAUAAAGCUUAGUUCAAAUAAAUUUUAUUUUAAAUGGAAAAUUUUUACUAAACACUACUUUAUCUAUUUUCUAAUUUUUAUUCAUUAUGUUGUUUUUUAUAAUUAUACUUUUUUAUUUUGUUAGUUUUUGUUUUGUUAUGCUCAUGACAAAGGUCAUUAUCAAAUACUUUUUAAUUUGUACAAGCGUACUUUUAAAUUUCUUGAAACUGAAUCUUGAACUUUGUUUUCAGUGUAGAUACAAUAAAUUGAUGUAUUAUUAUGCAAUCAUCCUUCAGUUGUCAUAUAAAUGAUAAUAAUAUUGAAGGAUGUUAUUUAAUUUUUUCAAUGAUUUUCUAAUUUUUAAUGGGAAUGUAUACCCUUGGUCUUUAUAAUGCUGUUCUAUUCUUAUUAUUAUAAUUUAGCAGUUUGAUUUAUCUUCUUCACAAUUUUAUUAAUCACAAAUUAUUAUAAUUCAGUCAAUUGUUAUUGUUAUAAAUAAUAAAGUAAAUUGAUAUUAACUUUUUUUUCUCUCUCCGAAACUUACAGAAAUUACAGAAAACAAUGUAAACCUGUGUUAUUUAAGUGAAGGAAUAGUAUUUGUCCACAAUCGAGACAAAGAUGGAAAGUCCUUAUUAAUCUUUACUUAUCGAAAGCAUGUUAAAGGUCAGAAAGACCUGGAGGAAUUAAAAAAGCUUGUUAUUUAUUGGAUGGAAAGAGUAGAAAGGAUGGAUAAAGGAGAACCUGUCACAGUUUUCUUUGAUAUGCAAGACAGCGGAAUAGCAAAUGCCGACAUGGAUUUUAUGAAAUUUAUUAUUAGUUUAUUUAAACAAUAUUAUCCUUAUUUUUUAAAUUAUAUCCUGGUCUUUGAUAUGCCAUGGAUGCUUAGUGCUGCUUUUAAAGUAGUAAAAACAUGGCUUCCUAAUAAAGCUGUGCAAAAAAUAAAAAAUAUUGACAAAAAAAGUUUGAAGGAUUAUGUAGAUAGUACCCAAGCUCUUAAAAGUUGGGGAGGACAGGACCCAUAUGAGUUUGUAUUUGUCCCUGAAAAUGCUAAAAAGGUUCAUUUUGCUGAUGGAUCUCAAUCAACAGAACCUUCAUCCAAUGCUUUUGGUGAUUCUAAACCUGAUGAAUCUCCAUCAAGCGCCAGAUUAACUUUGAAUCCAGCUGAUGCUAUAUGCUUUGUUCAAGAUGGAAUAGAACUUAUAGGAACAUUGAGCAUAACAAACUCUUCCGAUGCAACUUUGAUUUAUAAGGUGAAAACAACAUCUCCAGAAAAAUUUCGUGUACGCCCGAGUUGUGGCCUACUGUCUCCUUUAAGUAGUGCUUCAAUCAAUAUUGUCUUGUUAACUGGUUAUACGGGUGUCAACAUCCUUAGGGAUAAAUUUCUAGUCUUGUCCUAUCCUUUAGAGGACCAUGAAACUCAUGCUAAUUUAGACCUUAAUGAUAUUUGGAAGUUACACUCAGACCCAAAAAAACUUGAAGAACACAGACUCAGAUGCAAGGUGCCAUCAAUACAACCAUGUGCUCAUAAUGGUUCUCCAGGUUCUUUAAGUACAAUGGCUGGAGCAACUUCUCCUACAUCUGACUUUGAGCAAAGAAUCACUCAACUUCUUAUUUCGAUGAAUCAUUUGACUGAAUGCAACAGCUCAAUGCAGCACGACUUAAUAUUUGUAAGACGUUUGUUGUUCAUAGUGAUAUUCCUUGUCAUAAUCUGUCUAAUAGCAUUAUUGCUGUUUCUUCCUUUGCCUGAGCAAGGAUACUGUCCAGCAACAAUUGCUGAACCAUCCCUUAAACUUGAAAUGUAAUUUGAUUGCAUCGAGUGUUUGUAUUUUUAUAUGUAAUUGUACAAAUCAUGACCUGCAUAUUUUAAAGCACAAAACAAGACUUGCUAAAAUGGGCAAUCCGGUUACCAUGCAUGGCAAAAAUUAUUUAAAAAAUAAUUUGGUCCUCAUGUAUGUUAUAGUUAAUCACCUAUUGUUCAUUAAUCACUGUAGAUUUUUUCCUAUUUUCAAAUUUAGUGUAUUUGUAUUGUGAAAUCCUGCCAGUUUUACAUUGUAAUAAGUGAUUCGUAGAUAGAAUGGUCCAUAUUUAAGAGAUUUUUUAAAAAUUGAUGUAAUUUAUUAUCAAGUCUGUUGCCAUAUAAGUUACUGAUUUAAUAUUAAAUUAUAAAUUAUAUUUUUUCAUAUUAUUAUUUUUUAAAUUAUAGGUAAAAUAUGAAGGUAGACAAACUAUAAUUUUAUUUCUUUAAAAUAUUUAUACUUUUUUGUGAUUGGUAUACAUUCCAACAAAUGUAUCUAUAUAUUGCCAUAUAAGUUCAAAUUCCUACUAGUAUUUAAUUUAAAAUUUGUAAUAUUAACUGUAUCUAUUUUAAGUUAAAAAGUUACUGUGCCUCACAAAAAUUUUUAUUCUGUAUUAAAACAUUUAAAUGAAAAUGUUCACUAGUCAUGUCAUGAUAUAUUAUAGUCAAGUUCUUACCUAUACUGUUUUUUAUAUAUUGUUAUUAUUUAAAGUUUUAUUUGCUAUUAUAUCAUCAAGAUAAAGAUACAUGACAUCAUAAAGUUACAUAUAAUUAAAUAAAAUAUUUUCAGAGUGUAAUUUUUUAUUUAUGUGAUUUAUUUAGGACACACACACACUCUCUAAGCUAUGUAAUAUACUAUUCAAUGAGCAGACACUUCAGUAAAAUAUUGAAGUAUUCAAUUGGAUUGAAUUUGUAUUAACAAUCAUUUGUAGGGGAAAUUUUUCUUCUUUGUAAAGGAAAUGUUUCCAUGCAGUAUUAAUUAAUAUCAUAUUGUAUUAUUUUUUUGAACCUAUGUUAACAUUUUUAUAAAAAUGUGUGACAUUGUCGCAAAAAGAAGUAUAUAUAAAUGUAAUAUCAUUUUUAUAUGUGUUAGUGGUCUAAAGUAUUUCAUGGUGUUCAGUAAUCUUAAAAGAGAGAGAAACAAUAAGGAGGGAUUUUUUUUUAAAUAUAUAUUUAUAAGUGAAUACAAACAUAUAUCUUCAAAUUCUAUAAAAAAAAAAAUUAUUAUUUUUUUUCAGCAAAUAGUUAUACUUUGUAUCUGGUUAUGUUUUGAAAACUUUUUUCUCCAUUAUUUUAACUAUGAAUAUUGGUAUAUAUAUUCAUAUCUUAUCUGAAAAUGCUUUUACAGUAGUAGAUACAAAUUUUGUUGGAAAUGUUCUGUUAUAAUAAUCUGUGAUGUACUAGUCUAAUAGCUAUGAAAUUCUUUCUAAAGGCUGAUUUGAAUAGUUAAAAUAUUUCCUAUAUGUUAGUAGUAAAUAUCGUUUAUUGAUAAAAGAAUCUAAGUACAUACUGGUAUACAAAGAAGAGUAAUUCUUGUUGUGAAGUGCAAACAAUCUGUCAUUGAUACAAAUUUGUUUAAUAUGCUCUGUUGUAUGUCUACUAGUCAUGUUUUAGAAGAACUAUUUAUGUCUUACUCCUUAAUUUGCUAACAUGUCAAUUAGCAGUAUAAUAAAGCACAAAAUAUUUUUUUUUUAAAUAUUUCCAGUCUUAUAGAAAUACUUACUUUAAAAGAUGAAGUGCCGUUGGUACCACGGUUAAGGUAGAUACAAUAAUGAACCAAAACUAAUUAGGUAUCCACAAACUCACUUAAUUGGCUCAAUUUAAUUUGAUUUGUUUUAAUAUGUAUUUUUUUUUAAAUAUAUCUGCAGAGGAAAAUUUGCAUAUACAUAUAUACAAAUCAUACAUAAUAGGUUUUAUAGUUAACAACAAUAGAUUAUUUUUAAAAUAAAUCAAUUUUUGCUAAUUACAAGGCUACUUAUAUAUACUAUCUGCCAUAACUUAUUAACAUCAUUAAUAAAAUUCUCCAUUUGAUCAUGGAUUCCUAAAAGCUUAAAAGAUAAUUUGAUCUGUCGGAUAUAUGUGACAUUUUUUCUUACAUCGUUGAACCUUCUUCCACUCAUGUUCAUUGCACACUCAUUUUUUACUUAUGUAUUUCUGAUAAGAUUUGAAAUUUUUACAAUUUAUUUACUAGUUGUAUUAAUUGUUUAUUUACAUCUUGAGUAGGAUCUUGAAAAUUUGGAGGAAUUUUCGAUAGUGGAUAUCUAUCAUUUGGUUUGAAUUAUCUAAUACAUAAAUUUUAACUUAUUUAUUAUAUUGGUAUUAUUAUAUACUAUUUAGUGAAUGCUGGUGAAGUAUUUCUGCUCCUGUUCCACUUCUUUUAUUUUUAUGAGUACGAGAUACAAAUUUCUCAUAUACUACCUACCCAUUACAUUAUCUGUUAUUUUUUAACUACAUAAAUAAUUAAAUUUUGAAAUUAAGUUCACCAACUUAAGUUAAAUUUGUCUUACAGACUAAAAAUCCAGAUUAUUGGGAUCCUACUGUAUCUGAAAAUUCUUAUAGUUACAAUUGAACUUUUUUAAAUUUUCAUUUCAGCAACAGAUGGUUUAUUCGGUUGCUUUAGCUUUAAAUUGAUCAAAGUAAACCAUCACUCUUGGUUUGUAAUGCUUAUCUAUCAUUACAUUAAGUUAUGAAAUAUUUGUAAAAUGACAUUUUGUUUUAAUAAUUACAAACUCUAAAUAAAAGACUGAAUAUGUUAUAUUAGAAUUAAAUUUAUAGCAGUA